AUGGCAGCAGAGCUGACAUCCACCAAGCUCAACCCGGAGAGCCACAUCAUCCUGGUAAUCAUUACUCCGCACUUCCAUGACGAAGCGGGACCUAAUCGAGACCCUCGCCGCACUCGACGCAAUGAUAUCCAGAAUGCAAGGUCUCAAAAGAAAAUGGAAAGUCUGCAGGAGGAAGAGAAGAAAAUCCACAACCAAUCUCGAAAGCGCAUUCAGCACCUGGAGACACUGCAUAAGAUCCCGAGCCUAGCCGAUGUCAAGUACGACCAGUGGUCAAGGGUACGGCUGGACCGCUUACUGGUUGACCAUAUGCUGCGUUCGGGUUACUCUGAAAGUGCGAAGCAGCUGGCCCAGGAUAGGGGAGUGGAGGAACUCGUGGAUCUCGGUGUAUUCACGCAGUGUCAACGAGUUGUGGAUAGCUUACGGCGCGGGGAAACCAAGGAGGCAUUGCAGUGGUGCGGAGAGAAUAAAGCUGCACUGAAGAAGAGCCAGCAUAAUCUCGAAUUCGAACUCCGGCUGCAGCAAUACAUCGAGAUGGUCCGGACACAAGACAGGUCUAAGAAGAUUGAGGCAAUAAUUCAUGCGAAGAAAUACCUCAUACCGAACCAUCAAUCUCAGAAUUCCGAGAUUAUGCGGGCCGCCGGAUUACUGGUUUUCACACAGGAUACAAGAGCCGAGCCUUACAAAUCUCUCUUUGCGUUGGACCGCUGGAGGUUUCUUGCGCAACUUUUUAUCCAGACUCACCAUGAACUGCUUUCACUGCCGUCACAACCAUUAUUACAUAUUGCACUUUCCGCAGGACUUUCAGCUCUUAAAACACCUCUGUGCCAUUCAGCGUAUACAUCGUCCAGCUCAAACUCACAGUCAACGUCGACAUCUGUGUGUCCUAUCUGCUCAACAGAACUGAAUGAGCUUGCACGCAAAAUGCCAUACGCCCACCACUCAAAGAGCUACGUGGAAAGCGACCCAAUAGUUCUACCAAACGGCCGAGUCUACGGGAAGCAAAGACUGAUGGAGAUCAGCCGGAAGAUGGGUUCAGUAGGACCAGGCAACGUCAAAGACCCAACAACAGGAGAGGUUUUCCACGAGGGCGAGAUGAAGAAAGUGUACAUUAUGUGA
Penicillium mononematosum is the source of this 1116-nucleotide messenger RNA. Its product is annotated as FYV10 family protein. Bases 1 to 1116 code for a protein of 371 amino acids. Gene Ontology annotation, molecular function: protein binding; ubiquitin protein ligase activity. NCBI's taxonomy places the organism in Eukaryota, Fungi, Ascomycota, Eurotiomycetes, Eurotiales, Aspergillaceae. Gene Ontology annotation, biological process: proteasome-mediated ubiquitin-dependent protein catabolic process. Gene Ontology annotation, cellular component: nucleus; cytoplasm; GID complex. The transcript is spliced from 4 exons. The record is from RefSeq and is a predicted model, not a curated record.